Messenger RNA from Panicum virgatum (switchgrass), 1965 nucleotides. RefSeq names its product transcription factor bHLH68-like. Gene Ontology annotation, cellular component: nucleus. The transcript is spliced from 9 exons. Gene Ontology annotation, biological process: regulation of transcription by RNA polymerase II. Lineage: Eukaryota; Viridiplantae; Streptophyta; Magnoliopsida; Poales; Poaceae. Bases 407 to 1597 code for a protein of 396 amino acids. Gene Ontology annotation, molecular function: DNA-binding transcription factor activity, RNA polymerase II-specific; protein dimerization activity; RNA polymerase II cis-regulatory region sequence-specific DNA binding. The record is from RefSeq and is a predicted model, not a curated record.
AAGGGAAAGGAAACAGGUAAAGUUGAAGCAGGCAGGGAGACGGCCAAAUAAAACACAUGCUGUAGCUCUUUCAAACACCGUGUUCUUCUAGUUCUAGCCACCAGUGCUACUAGAGACAUGAUUCCUUCUCCUUCUCCAAAGGGUCAUAUGCUUUCUCCCUCCUCCCUCUAGAGCGAGGUUGACCUCAACAAGUAAAAGGCCUUGCUUGCAAAGAGAUCGUGUCGAUCGACGAGGAGUGCGCAAAAGCUAGAGAGAGAAGAGAGGAGAUUGAGUGCUCGCACUUGCUUGUGUGUUGGAGAGAGAGAGAGAGAGAGAGAGAGAGAGAGAGAGAGAGAGAGAGAGAGAGAGAGAGAGAGAGAGAGAGAGAGGGAGUGGGAGAGAUCAGAUCAGCAUAUCAGAGGGGAAUAUGGAUAGGGGACUCGUCCACAAAUCAUCUCCUCUAGUGGGCGAGAUGGGGGAGGCAGGCCAUGGAUGGUGGAGCGUGAAUAAUUUGAGGCCCCACUUUGAGCAGCACCACCAUCCUUCUCUUUUCAUGCCGUCCACCACCACCGCCACCGCAGCAGCACCAGCGCCGUCUUCUUCGUCCCCUCUCCAUUCCUUCUCCUCGCUGCUGCUCUCGAAUCACUACCCGCUGCCUACUACCAGCACGUCGACGUGGCAGCAGCAUGACACCAGCAGCAGCACCACCAGCCACGGUCAGCAGGGGCUCGCCGGCCAGCAGGAUUCAUGGAGCCAGCAGCUCGUACAAGGGGGAUUGGCCAUUAUUGGGGAAGAGAGGUACAAGGAAGGGCAGAUGCUGUUUCCAACUACAAUUUGUUCAGAAGCUGCUGGAGGGAGCGGCAGCUACCUCUACAGCGCCGCCGCCACGGCUAGCCAUGGUAGCAGCACAAGCGAAGAGGUCCAAUUGCCAUGGGGAAGCGUCCACCAGCACCACAAGGCUCUGCAGCAGAAAGCAGCUUCCUCUCCGAGGUCUUCUUCCAUAACGUCGACGACCUUCCUUGGGAGCAACAUGCUGGAGUUCUCCAACAACUGCAGCAGUUCACCACGUGAGUGCAUCAGCACAGCAUCUGGAUCAGCUUUCAAGAAGGCUAGGACCCAAGAACCCUCCCCGGCUCAAUCUACUGUGAAGGUGAGGAAGGAGAAGCUAGGGGAUCGAAUAACUGCUCUUCACCAGCUUGUCUCUCCGUUUGGAAAGACUGACACAGCGUCUGUACUCCUUGAAGCCAUUGGGUACAUCAGAUUCCUUCAUAGUCAAAUUGAGGCUCUGAGCUCGCCGUACGUGGGCGGCAGCAACGGCAGUGGGGGUGGCUCCAAGCAGAAGCUCCACGAGGCCAGUGUGCACGGAGAAAGGCACAUAAUAUUUCCAGAAGACCCUGGCCAGCUCCUGCAUGACAGUGCACUAAAAAAACGAGGACAGCCUGAGCCGGUACUACUCGAUCAUGAUGGAAGCUGUGAAGAAGGGAAGGAUCUGAGGAGCAGGGGUCUAUGCCUUGUCCCAGUGAGCUGCACGCUGGCCGUCGGAGUGGAUGUGGUCGCCAGCCCAGCGGACUACUGGGCAGCAGCUGUGCCGGCUUUCGGCAUGGGGUUUGGCGGGUAGAUGGAGGAGGAUGAAGACUUGUGUGGUUGUGGCACAGUACGGCAUAACAUCAGGAGCAGCCAUCCUGGUGAAGAGAUAUGUUUAAGGCUGGUUCCUCUUGAUGCUAUGCGAGUAUGCGUAUGAUAUAUGCACACUGAUCGAUAAUGCAUGGACGAGAGGGGAUCUGGGGAUGCAAAUAGUAUAUAACUGGUGGUAGCGUGUGUCUCUGUGCCGUGUGAUCUAGCUAUCUUCUGGAUCUAGAGAUUGAUCGUCAUCAUCAAUUUGCUGCACACAAGCUAGGAGUGCAUCUUCUGUACGUAUAACUCAUUUAAAUCAUAUUUGGGCCUCAUUUCUCUAUAUAUGCAUGGUCUCUUGUGUGUAAUGUGUCA